Molecule: messenger RNA, 1315 nt
Organism: Serpula lacrymans var. lacrymans S7.9
Lineage: Eukaryota; Fungi; Basidiomycota; Agaricomycetes; Boletales; Serpulaceae
Exons: 4
Coding region: 17-1081 (354 amino acids)
Source: RefSeq, a predicted model, not a curated record
GAAAUCCUGAGGGAAGAUGAGUGCCAUGGGAGAAGGCAUAUUGGUACCAGAAACAUUCCUCCCACUUCCAGGAGACACUGUUAACCAGCCUUAUGUCUCUGUUUCCUGCAUCCCAGCUGGAUUUCUUCAUUUACCCGACCGGGAGGUCUUCGAUGACGCCCUGGAGCAGCCUGAGAGCACCGGCAGACAAGUUCCCUCUUUCGCAUUCCUUAUCGAUCACAGCGAGUAUGGGAAGCUUUUGUUUGAUCUGGGUCUGAGAAAGCAUGGGCAGGGCUAUCCCCCUACUUUGAGGGAGACUCUGGAGAUCUUCGUCGUACAUUGCCCUCGAGAUGUCGUAGAUCUCUUGCAGGAGGGUGGCGUAUCACCCAGUGAAAUAAGAGCGGUGAUUUACAGCCAUCUACAUUUCGACCACGUUGGAGACUUGACCCCUUUCAUUUCAGCUCAACUCAUUCUAGGCAGUGAAGCUGCACAGGUUAUGAAAAAAACCUACCCCAAAAACCCUGAUAGUGUAUUCGCCGAGUUACCUCCUGGUCAGAAAGUACGCUACGUUAGUUUUGCAGAGGAGGAGGAGCCACCAACCGUAGAUCAAGGAUCUUAUAUGGCUGCAGUGUAUCAAGCGCAGAUCAACCCUGCAUUCCCCAUUCCUUCGCGAGAGAUGCCAUCUUCGACUGUCAUUUCACCACUUGGCUCGUUCACACAGGCACUGGAUCUUUUUAAUGACGGCUCUUUUUAUCUUUUGGAUGCUCCAGGUCAUUUCCCUGGACAUCUCGCCGCUCUUGCUCGUGUAGCUCCCAACCGCUUCGUCCUUCUCGCGGCAGAUUGCUGCCACAAUCGCAUUUGCUACGAUCCUGGCGAUAGACUCGUAUCUCGCGAGAACUACCACAACGUUGAUGACGCGAGGGAUACGGUUCUGCGACUCAAACGAAUGAAUCAGGAGGAUAACGUUGUGGUCAUCCUCGCUCAUGAAACAGAGAGGUUACAUGAGAUGCCUCUAUUUCCGAGGACUUUGAAUCAGUGGGCAGAUGAGGAGGCCAGUAGGAAGGCUCUGAGAAAUAUAGCGGACCGACAAUUGUCAGUUUAAUCCACUAAUUGUUGCAUAGUAAGUUGGAGGGAGGCAGAUAGCAAAGAAAGAAGUUAUUAGAAAGGGGUUUCUCUUUUAUUUUGUCACUUAUGUGUAUCGAUGCACUUGUAAUCCCUGCAGACAUCGCAUCGCACCAGUAAUUAGUCCCUGUGAGUCUACGAUUCGCGCAAUACAGUAGUCAGUGGCAUCGUAGACACUCGUAUACAUGUGUUUAUUCAGAGCUACACGGAAUAC